Tigriopus californicus is the source of this 2995-nucleotide messenger RNA. RefSeq names its product sorting nexin-27-like (gene Snx27). Gene Ontology annotation, cellular component: early endosome. The coding region runs from base 404 to 2272 and encodes 622 amino acids. The transcript has 12 exons. NCBI's taxonomy places the organism in Eukaryota, Metazoa, Arthropoda, Copepoda, Harpacticoida, Harpacticidae. Gene Ontology annotation, biological process: signal transduction; intracellular protein transport. The record is from RefSeq and is a predicted model, not a curated record. Gene Ontology annotation, molecular function: phosphatidylinositol-3-phosphate binding; protein binding.
UUCAGUCUGAACUAACUCCAUCUCUUCAGUAUCCACCCCCUUGAGGAUCGGGAUCGGACUGCCUUUGGGUUCGACUGUUAUCACUUGUAUCCAUCGCCCAGUCCAUGGCAUUGGUCCGGGGAUUGGAGAGACAUCGCCCGGCCUAGACUAGCCACCAGACCCGAGGUAGUCCCACACCCCGACCAGCGCCUUUGUGGUCCCUGGAUUACGCGAUUGAACCGAGGCCCUCCCCCCCAUCCAUUUAACGGGGGGACGACUGGAACCACACCGGGGUCCGGGAUCCGGGAACCGGGCGACGGUUGGAUUGAGCCAGUGUGGGUGGGUGGGUUAGACCCCGGGCCAGCCAUUGAUUGGCCUGCCCAACUGCUCAACCUACACCCGGGGAGCGCAGGUCAUUAUCACGAUGUUGUCGGCGCAGGCUGAGAACCCAAAUCCAUAUUUUGGCUCGAGCGGUGGGCGGAGCCAUCCCUUGGACCCGCCACUCCGACUACCCACGCCCCCCGUUUCGGCCUCGCCUUCCCCUCCGCCCACCAUUCAUCCGGUCAUCAGUCCGGCCGUGCGGCCCACGCCGCCCACCUCUUUGCGGCCCACGCUUCGCGCACCCACUCGACCCGUGCCCCCAAGGAUUCUCGAGCCGCAUGUGUUGGUCAUUCAUAAAACCGAAACGGGCUUUGGGUUCAACGUCAGAGGUCAAGUGAGUGAAGGUGGCACGCUCAAAUCCAUCAAUGGCGAGUUGUACGCCCCGCUUCAACACGUGUCCGCCGUGUUGGAGGGCGGAGCGGCUCAAGUGGCUGGGGCCUUCAAAGGCGAUCGCAUCCUAGAGGUCAAUCACGUGGCGGUCGAAGGGGCCACACACCGUCAAGUAGUGGAGCUUAUCAAAUCCUGCGGCGACACCCUCACGCUCACUGUGAUAUCGGUCACGCAGGAAGAGGCUGACCGCUUGGAACCCAACGACGACAUGAGCACUUACCCGGCCGUGGAUUACACCGAGAAACGAUCUCUACCCAUUAGUAUCCCGGACUAUCGCUACAUUGACCAUGAUGGCGAGCGUUUUGUGGUCUUCAACAUUUACAUGGCUGGUCGUCAACUGUGCUCCCGACGCUACAGUGAAUUUGUCAUCCUCCACAAUAACCUGAAACGAGAGUUCUUGGGUUUCAAUUUCCCUCGACUUCCUGGAAAAUGGCCUUUCGUAUUAAGCGAGCAAAAACUCGAUGCUCGUCGACGAGGCUUGGAGCAAUAUUUGGAACGAGUCUGUGCCAUACGAGUUAUAGCCGAAUCUGAACUCAUGCAAGAGUUCCUCACCGAAACAGAAGAUGAGAUUGGAAAUUUUCCAUUAGUGGAUUUGAAAGUGAUGUUACCAAAUAAAGACGUGGUUACCGUUCAAGCCAGACGGAAUUCAUCCUCCGCCGAUGUUUACCGAUUAGUGGCUGCCGAGGCCGGAAUCAGGCCUGAGAAUCAAGAUUUCUUCUGUCUCUAUGAGAUCGUGGAGCAUAACUUUGAGCGCAAAGUUCAGCCCAAUGAAUAUCCUCAUUCGUUAUACAUUGCCAACUAUAGCACCGCCGCUGCUACAUGUCUGAUUGUGAAACGGUGGCUCUUCGAUCUGGAGACGGAAAAGGCCCUCUAUGACGAUCCAGUGGCUUUGGAUUUCCUAUUUCGCCAUGCUAUUGAGGUGGUUAAUCGUGGCCAGGUGUGCACAGAGGACAAACUCUACCAGCUCAAGGCCUUGCAAGAAUCAUGCAAGCAAGUUGAAUAUCUCAAUUUGAUCCGUCAGAUGGAAGGCUACGGAAGUGUGGUCUUCCCACAUUGUGCAUGUGAUUCUCGUAAAGAUGGGCGCGUCAUUCCCAUUAUCAGUUUUGAAGGAUUCAAACUGCAAGCCUGUCAAGAAGAUGGUACCGAAGAGAAUCAAGUUAUUGAGUUCAUGUGGAGUAGUGUCAUGCAAUAUGAUCUGGACGAUGAGGCCAUGAUGUUUUGUUUUCAAUAUCAACGAGAGAACAAAGGACCUCGAUGGGUGAAAAUAUUCUCGAAUCACUACGUCUUCAUGUAUGAAUGUUUCGAACGCAUUCAAGAAGAACAACAAUGGCGACACCGCAUCCUGCAGCAACAUAAAAAGGCUUCUAGCAAUGACAUUCAUAACCACGUUGAGCCUCAAGGCAAUCCCAAGCCCGAACCACGUCUUAACAGGAAAGAAAUCCACCCUGAACAUCAAAAUCAACUCUGUUCCGCGCCCGAAGAAGAACCCGAUGAAGACGAUACCGAAAGAAAAGACAACUAAGAGGAGUCACAUAGCAACGUUUAGACCAUGCUUUUACCUAGAUCCGUUCACCCUGUUCCACUUUUGCUUUGCUCAAGCUCGUUUUCACCGCCCUUUCCCAUUAUCACCCACCACUUAGUACUUAUUGGUAUGCAGAAUAUCAUACCAAGUUCAAUCAAUCCUUUCUGAAUACCCUUGUAAUGAGAAUGAAAAGAGAAAAUGAGUGCGACACCACAUAAUUGGUUAACCUUCGAGAAUGGGAAAUUCCCAGCGACGGAAAAAAAUUGAAAUUAAUUUGUCAAAAAAACAACACCUGAUUAUUUAAAUAUUAUUAUUAUUAGUAGUAGUAGUAUCAUUAUAAUUCUUACCAUCAUCCAAUGACUUUUGUGUAGAGUAUUAUGUGAUAUCGAUCUGACGGAAGCAAGGUACAUUAUUACUUAGUGACGAGUGCAAAAAUACAUACACAAACACACAUUAACACACAUCCAAACACACCUGCUUGAAUUCAUAGUUCUAAUCAAAUUGAGUCGUGCGUAAGCGAUUGAUUGGCUUGGUUUUGAACACACUAAGAAUUUGUUUUUUGUCGUUCAGCCAUGGUACUUGGUGCUUAAAGAUAAGAAAAUCAUGAUUUCCCUCUAGAACGAGUUUGAUGACCGGUUACUUUGUUGUUAAAAACCCAUUCCAUCAUUCUAUACGUGUAUCAUUGAUUGAAUAGUUAGAUCCCAAUAAAUUCAUGCUGAGAAA